Owenia fusiformis is the source of this 2081-nucleotide messenger RNA. NCBI's taxonomy places the organism in Eukaryota, Metazoa, Annelida, Polychaeta, Sabellida, Oweniidae. The record is from the annotation of a GenBank genome assembly.
AUCUGAUUGAGCGGAUGUAAAUAGAAAAUUCCUCGAAAAACUACCUUAUCACUGUAAAAGUGACACUAUGUAGACGUGUACUUCAUUUGAGCAUUGGGCACCAUGGCAGACGGAGGGAGCGAACCUCCGGGAGAUACAACGUCUCCCAAAAUGAGGGACAACUCUUCACAAACGAAUUCAGACCCAUCCAAAAUUUUAACUUCAGAAAAGAAUUGUUUUCAGAUUCCAAAAUGGUUAUUUUGGACUUUUGCAGUGGUAUUUGGAAUAGUUGCUAUGGGAUUAGCAUCAUUUGAUAUAAUUAUGGAAGUUCCUUCGUACCUUGGGUUUUCACCAAACCGCGUUCAAGCAAGCCCAUCCGAUAUAAUGCAAGAGCUAGGAAUUGAUGGCGUUAUUCUAUUCAGACAAUAUGAUCGCAAUGAUGAUGGUUAUUUGUCGAUAGAUGAAUUCGAGCCACUUGCCCAUAGACUUCUUGAAUCAAAUGAAACUGCGACAUACAACUUGACCAUUGAUGAAGCUGAUGAGGUGGUAACCAUAGAAACACUAUUCCAACCUUUCAAUUUGAGCACAAUGUCCAAAGACCUGGAUAGCUUUUUUAGUGGAGAUGUAAAUUCAGUAGCUGGGUUGAAGGCUUGGAAAAAACCUGCUAAAGAGUGGCAGAAUUUUGGCGCUAUGCACUUUGACUUUUUUAUGCCCCCUGACCCAACUCUUCUCGAGAGUGUUGGAAAUGUUUAUGACAUCAUCACGUUCCAUGGAGCAGAUUUGAUGACUGGUCCAUUGUCAAGUAACAGGUAUUAUCCAUCCAGAGUCAUGGAUAAUGAGAAAACUCUAGUCCUCCUGCUAGAAAUGUUCCAUCCCCGUCCAUUCAUCUACAUGAGAUUCCAACCACAAGGCAGUAAAGCUGUAGUGAGAGCCUACAAUGAUAAAUAUGUAGAUAUAGUAUUCAGAAUUCAUGCUGAAUUUCAAAUAAACGAGCCACCAUAUUAUCCAUUUUGGUUCACUCCUGCUCAGUUUACGGGACACGUAAUCUUAGGACGUACAUCCACCGAGGUUUUAGAUUUCCACAUGUAUGUGCCGACUGACAAAAGGCUCAAUGUAGAUCUUGAGUGGUUGAAUGGCCCUCGUGAGGCUGAAAAUAUGGAGGUUGAUAUUGGAUUCAUUCCCCAGAUGGAGCUCCGAAACACUGCUCCAUCUAUCCAUGCUUAUAAUGGUGGGAAAGAUAACAGAGAAACAUUUAUAGAAAAGAAAGAAUCUGCAAAAGAAACUGCUGUGAAGUCAAUUAAAUGGAAGGAGGAGAUAUCUUUCCAGAAAUGUGCCAAUAAACUUGAAGUUGCCUUUUACCCUUUUAAAGAAGUAACCUACCAUAAUUUCACAGAAGUUUUUACAAAAGCGCGGAAAGAGAAUAAGCUCGUCCAUCAGGAGAAGUUCUUGAGUACUUGGUCACUUGUGGCUGAUUUGGAGGCUUAUAAAGCCAACAAAGAGAUGCCAGAGUUGGCUUUGAGUGCCGAGAGGUCUCUAGAGGCUUACAAAUUCCCUGUUGAGAUGAUGGUCAUCCAACCAGAUGGCGUUGUUGUGCAUAGAACUAACGCCAAUGAAUUCCUCGAUGAAGGGCAUGAGAUGUCUUUCAUGGAGUCUGGAUUUGAUGAUCCCAGUGGUGUAGCCUACCUUAAGUUUCUGAAGGAAGGUCUUAGGCUAGCUGAGGAACAGAAGGCGACUCAUACUGCUGAACUAUAGCAUGACCUCCUUCCCAAACCCUUUCCCACUUCCUCUAGGUGUAACUGCAACUUUAUUGACAAUUCUGUUGUCAUGUGAUAUAUCAUGGAUUGAUCGGAAAACUGUGAUUUCAAUCUGUUAUUUUGUAAAUUGAGAGGUAGCGAAACAUUACGUGUCUAAUCAGCUUUGAUUAAUAGAUCAGGCAAUUUAUACUGUAAAUUGCUUUCAUUUGAUGCCUGUUUAAAUUCGGCAGAUUUGUGGAUUGAUAAAAACUGCCAAAUUGAGUGUCUGUCAAUUUUUUGAAAAAUACUCAUAAUCUAUUGAUGGGUCAAUCUGCUAAAUUAAGUAGCCAAAAUUUCAAAUUUUGCCCA